CACUGCAGAAAGUCUAUGCAACAGCCUCAACCACCCAGUGUGUGUGUUUGCAGCCUGCAUAGCUUGCUGGCGGACUGUCACCUUCUUCUCCACUUGAAACUUCCAUUACUUUGCAUGAGAUAAGCCUACUUACUAAUCGUUCUCCCGGCCGUGAAAGCGCGUCAGUGUGGCCGUGUUCAGUUUCUAGUACGUUUCUAGUGCGACUUGCGAAGUGAAGAAAUCUUCGGAAGUGGAUUGUAGAAAACUUCACCAUCACGAUGCGAGCGAUUAACCUCGAUACCUAUAGCCUGUCACUGCUCACGGCCAAAGAGGACAUUCUCAACCCCCGCUCAUCAACCAACUGGGCUCUAUUUACCUACGAUGGGGUCACCAACAACCUCAAACUGGCUGACUCUGGAGCGGGUGGAGUGGUGGAGUUGUCAGGGAAGUUCCACAUAGCCAGGCCUUUGUAUGGGCUCUGCAGGGCUGGCUCAGCCGAGACAGGAGGCCCUCGGGUCGCCAUGAUCUGCUGGGUCGGGCCAAACGUGGAUGAAUACCGCAGGACGGAAUGUGCCAGCCAUGUGCCCGCUAUCAAGGCCUUCUUCAAGGAGGCUCAUGUGUUUAUCAGUGCUGAGAGUACUGAGGAUGUCACAGAGGAGAAGAUAGGCACUGAGCUCAGUAAAGUCCGCCCCCAGACAGAGCAUGUCAGAAGAAGCAGUCGGUCCAAGGACAAGGAGGAGACAGUGGGCACUAACUACAGGAAGACUAACGCUGCCAUGGAGAUGAGACGGGCCAACAGAGACUCCUUCUGGGCACGUGCAGAGCGUGAGGAGGAAGAGAGGAAGGAGGAAGAGCGGAAGCGAGCAGUGGAGGAGAGACGCCGUUGGGAGAAAGAGAGAGUGCUGAAGGAACGGAAAGAGGCUGACGAGAGGGAGAGGAAAAUGAACGAGAAACUACAGAUGAUCGAAGGGCAGAGGAGAAUGCAGGCCCAGCUGGAGGCAGAAGUGAGGAAGCAGGAGAAAUCAAGAUGGGAGCUGCAGCAGAGAGAGCAUGAGGAGGACAUGAGAGCUCGCUUGAGACGCAGCGAGUCCAUCGAGAAAGCAGCAGAGGCAGCAGUGCUGGUAUCACAGCGCUCCAUGAACCCCAGAGAGUUCUUCAGACAGCUGUCAUCAUCAUCGUCCCAAAGCCCAUCCAGCCCCGGCUCCCCCCGUACAGGCAAACCUCCAUUAAGGCGGUACCAGCGCAGCCUGACCGACACAGCAUUCAUCUUUGGGAAAUGGGACGGCCCCACUCCGACCUCCCCGCGCAGUCCAACAUUGGUUUCACCCUUCUCCCGUGUCCCCUCCUCCCCCUUCCACCGCACCAUGUCUCCACCCAGCACCAGCUUCCGCCCAAUCACCUCUCCCCAGAGCCCCCGCGCCCCCCUGGUGUCCCCUCCCACAUCACCCCUCCACUCCGCCCCUGCUGUCUCAGCCCGGCCUACCCUCCCAUCACCCAGCCCCCAGUCUCAGCCUCCAACCCAGCCCUCUGCCCCCCAGCCUCUCCAGGCUUCCUAGCCACCCUGACCCCCACCAUUCCAGAGAACCAGGACCAGGCUCAGGUUCUGCCACCAUUUCCCCCAGAUACCCCUCCCCAGUCCCAGCCUGAGUGCUCCCCCUCUCCACUAGUCUCCCUGGAGCCUGCCCCAGCACCACA
Messenger RNA from Oncorhynchus tshawytscha (Chinook salmon), 1674 nucleotides. Its product is annotated as drebrin. Gene Ontology annotation, biological process: postsynaptic actin cytoskeleton organization; neuron projection morphogenesis; positive regulation of axon extension. Gene Ontology annotation, cellular component: actin filament; dendrite; cortical actin cytoskeleton. Lineage: Eukaryota; Metazoa; Chordata; Actinopteri; Salmoniformes; Salmonidae. The transcript is spliced from 11 exons. The coding region runs from base 258 to 1535 and encodes 425 amino acids. The record is from RefSeq and is a predicted model, not a curated record. Gene Ontology annotation, molecular function: actin filament binding.